Molecule: messenger RNA, 3166 nt
Organism: Leucoraja erinaceus (little skate)
Lineage: Eukaryota; Metazoa; Chordata; Chondrichthyes; Rajiformes; Rajidae
Product: zinc finger protein 239-like
Exons: 4
Coding region: 570-1685 (371 amino acids)
Biological process (GO): regulation of transcription by RNA polymerase II
Cellular component (GO): nucleus
Molecular function (GO): DNA-binding transcription factor activity, RNA polymerase II-specific; RNA polymerase II transcription regulatory region sequence-specific DNA binding
Source: RefSeq, a predicted model, not a curated record
ACAGUGUGGGGGAAGCCCAAUAAAAUGGCGUCGACGAUCACACACGUGAUACUACGCGUUUUUCGAGGCGUGGUCUAUCUUGCUCCUCUAUAAUCUUUGAUUUCCGGGCUGAGGCUCCUGCGCCGCGCGGUCUCCCUCUGUGUCUCCGGGGCAACGGACAGCGGGCGGGUCGAGCCCUCCAGCGAAAGAAUCAUCCAGCGAUUUUUCGUCAGCAACUAAGUGGGCUGAACAAGCUCGAUUUGAAUAGCCUAGGGAAAAAUCACGUUUUAAACCCGCCACCCUCUCAACGGCACCAAAAUCACGCACAAGGGCUGGGACAGAUCUGCAGCGACGCUUAAGAUCACACUUCAAAUUAAGGGGGCUGGUGGAAGCCUCUGAUUGGUCGAACGGACUAAAGGAAGCAGCCGUUACAGGACUAGAGGAAGCAGCUGAUUGGCUUGUAUCCCGGGGUUUAGGAGCCGUUGCUGUGGACGGAGAGACGGAGAUGUGAGCGGCCAUUGAGGGAGGGCAGCGUGCCGGUGAGCCCCUCAUCUGCCCGGAGCAUGGGCUGAGCUUCAGUGGAGGACAACAUGUCGGGGCACAACAAGGAGAAGCGUUAUGAGUGCAACGUGUGUGGCAAGGCCUACCAGUGCCCGAGCAAGCUGGAGACCCACCAGCGUGUUCACACGGGAGAACGCCCCUUCGACUGCUCGGAGUGCGAAAAGAGUUUCAAGACGGCGAGUGACCUGAAGGCCCACCGGCAAUUGCAUACGGGCAAGCGUCCCUAUGGCUGCUCCACCUGCGGCAAGAGCUUUACCAGGUUGUCGGGGCUGCGGGAGCACCAGCGGGUUCACAGCAGUGAGCGGCCCUUCACUUGCUCCGACUGCAAUAAAGGCUUCAAGUCGGCCACGAACCUGAAGUUGCACAGGCGCCUGCACACUGGAGAGUGGUCCUACACCUGCAGUGACUGUGGCAAGGGCUUUAACCGCUCCACCAGGCUGCAGGAGCACCAGCACACCCACACCGGUGAGCGCCCCUACACCUGUACCCAGUGCGGCCAGGGCUUCACCCGCCCCGACAACCUGCUGAUGCACCAGCGCACCCACACCGGCGAGCGCCCCUACACCUGCGCCCAGUGCGGCAAGGGCUUCAUUCAAUCCAGCGGCCUGCUGAAGCACCAGCGCACCCACACCGGCGAGCGCCCCUACACCUGCGCGCAGUGCGGCAAGGGCUUCAACCACUCCAGCAGCCUGCUGGUGCACCAGCACACACACACCGGCGAGCGCCCCUACAUCUGUGCCCAGUGCGGCAAGGGCUUCACCAGAUCCAACAGGUUGCUGCAGCACCAACUCACCCACUCUGACGAACGCCCCUACACCUGUACCUUGUGCAGCAAGGGGUUCAACCGCUCCACCAGGCUGCUGUCCCACCAGCGGGUGCACGCCGGCAUCCGAACCGUCCCCAGCCAGAUGUGUGGAGAGCGUUUUGCCAUGACCUCCCACACCCUAUCUCACCAGCACGUGCACACCAAUGGGCAGCCUUACGACUGCCCGUACUGUGGUGAGGCGUUUGACAGUUCACGGGAGUUGCAGCAGCACCGGCGGGCCCACGCUGGUGAGCAGCUGCUCCCACUGCGACAAGAGCCCAUGGGGGCUGCGGGAGCACCAACGGAUGCACACCAGAGAGAAACCCUAGGUGCGCGCUGAGUGUGACAAAGGUUUCACCCGCAUGUCCAGCCUGUGGCAGCACCGGCGUACCCACAGCGGUCAGCAUCCCUUACCCUGCCCGUCCUGUGGUAAGGGCUUCACCCGCCUUGACCACCUGCUGGAGCACCGGCUAGUCUACACCGGCCAGCGCCCCUCACCUGCCCGCUCUGUGGCAAGGCCUUUGCCCGCUCCUCCAGCCCGCUGGCACACUGCCACGUGGGUGGGCACUGUUUAGGUAGACACAGAAUGCUGGAAGGAAUGGGUAAUGUUUCUGGUCGAAACCCUCCUCAGACUCGACCCAAAAGUCACCCAGUCCUUCUCUCCCAAAAUGAUGCCUAACCCGCUGAGUUACUCCAGCAUUUUGUGACCUUUUUUGUAAACCAGCAUCUGCAGUUCCUUGUUUUUAAACCAUUCUAGUUAACUGCAAUACUCCAAAUGCUCCCUGACCAAUGUCCCUUAAAGCUGCACAUUUACAUUCCUUUCUCCUUAUCUCACACCCUUUUAUCUGAUUUCCCCUCGCCUCUGACACUUACUCCACUCAUCUGCAGAUCACCCCCUCAUCUGUUAACAUAGUGUCAGUCUGAAGAUGGGUCGUGACCUGAAAUGUCACCUAUCCAUCUUCUCCACAGAUGCUGCCUGACCCGCUGAGUUACUCCAGCACUCUGUGAAACAUCACUUAUCAAUGUUCUCCACAGAUGCUGUCUGACACAUUGUGUUACUCCAGCAUUUUGUGUUAGAGUUAUAGAGUGAUACAGUGUGGAAACAGGACCUUCGUCCCAACUUGCCCACACCAACCAACAUGUCCCGGCUACACUAAUCACACCUGCCUGCAUUUGGUCCAUAUCCCUCAAACCUUGACCUAUCUAUGUACCUGUCUAUAACUGUUUCUCAAACGUUGGGAAAGUCCCAGAGGUGCAAGUUACUCCAGGAGAUUGUGUCUCUUUUUGUAAACCAGCAUCUGCAGUUCCUUGUAUCUUGACUAGGUGUGCAUUUCACCCUACAUUUGCGCUCGGUUCGCCAAGGCCUGUUGGAUCUCCCGGUUGCCAAACAUUUUAACUCCCCUUCCCAUUCCAACACUGGUCUUUCUGUCCUGGGCCUCCUCCAGUGCCAGUGAGGUGACACGCAAACUGUAGGAACAGCACCUCAAAGCUUACGGCCCAAUUACAUGAACAUUGAAUCCUCCAAAUUAAGGAACCGUCCACCAUCGUGGACCAUCUCUUCGUCAUUCCUCUGUUUUCUUCUCACUGGCGAAAUGCAUCAGGAUUAAUCCGGAGUCACCGCUUCCUGACCCCCGGCCGUUCCCCCUCAAAUACGAAUGUUGGGAUUUCGUUCUCCGCCCUUGGACGUCCGCAAGACUCCGUCUGCAGUAAAUAAGUACUUUUGCUCGUCAACCCGCUGGAACCAAGCUGUAUUCCAAUGAAAUAAAUGUCUCUUUUUGUGGAAGAAAUUAAUUUAGAGGGUAAUUACAGGAAAAUGAAAAG